Brachypodium distachyon (stiff brome) is the source of this 755-nucleotide messenger RNA. RefSeq names its product 40S ribosomal protein S26. The transcript has 5 exons. Bases 152 to 574 code for a protein of 140 amino acids. NCBI's taxonomy places the organism in Eukaryota, Viridiplantae, Streptophyta, Magnoliopsida, Poales, Poaceae. The record is from RefSeq and is a predicted model, not a curated record. Gene Ontology annotation, biological process: translation. Gene Ontology annotation, molecular function: mRNA binding; structural constituent of ribosome. Gene Ontology annotation, cellular component: cytosolic small ribosomal subunit; ribosome.
CGCAACUAAUCUCGGCCCAUUAAAGCCCGACGCAUACACUACUUAAGCCUCGCACCAUCCCCUCCACCCCUCCCACGCUGCCGCCGCCGCUGCAACCCUAGACCUCCUCCCCUCUCGGCUUCCCCUGCGCGGGUCCAUCGUCGCAUCGACCAUGACGUUCAAGCGGAGGAAUGGCGGGCGCAACAAGCACGGCCGCGGACACGUCAAGUACAUCCGCUGCUCCAACUGCGCCAAGUGCUGCCCCAAGGAUAAGGCAAUCAAGCGUUUCUUGGUGAGGAACAUUGUUGAGCAGGCUGCAGUGAGAGAUGUGCAAGAGGCUUGCGUGCAUGAUGGCUACAUUCUUCCCAAGCUGUACGCAAAGGUGCACCACUGUGUCUCAUGCGCAAUCCAUGCCCACAUUGUCCGUGUCAGAUCUCGUGAGAACAGGAGGAACCGUGAGCCUCCGCAGCGUUUCAGACGCAGGGAGGAUGGCCCAAGGCCGGGACAAGGUGGACCCCCACGGGCUGGCGGCCCUGGCGGCCCAGGUGGUGCCCCUCCUGUUCCUGGUGCUGGUGCUCCUGCCCCCCGCGUUUAGCUUGGGAAUGCUUUCCAAUGCUGCUCCUUGUUUUCUCUACCCUGGAUGUUGAGCUGUUCUGUUUUUAUGUAUUUGGUUGUACUGAAAGUUUGUUUAUGCACAAUUUGUGAUCCGGUCUUUAUUUUCACUACUGCACUAUCUAUAAUGGAAUGAGAAAGUUAGUUUAUGCACAAUUCGCCAU